AUGCAGAUUCAUUCGUUAACUUUCAUUGUGUUCUUGCUCGUAUCUACUUGUUUUGGUCUCUCUAGAGCCAUAGAAUGCAGAGUAAAUGUAAAAAAUCCAUCAAAAUAUGCAUAUACUAUCACUGUUGAUCAAACUGGCAAAGGAAAUUUUGUUACAAUUCAAAAGGCUGUUGAUUCUGUUCCUUCCAACAAUGAUCAGUGGCUUCGCAUCCAUGUUCAUCCCGGCAUCUACAUGGAGAAGGUAACCAUUCCUAAGGAGAAACAAUGCAUAUUUCUUGAGGGAAGUGGGUAUACCCAAACAACAAUUUCAGGGGAAGACCAUUCCCAAACAGAUUCUAGUGCUACAUUCACCGUGUUACCGGACAAUUUUGUUGCCAAGGGCAUUGCCUUCAUGAACUCAUAUAACAGGCCAAUUGUGGUAGAUGAAGUGAAGCCAGCAGUUGCAACAAGGAUAUAUGGAGACAAAGCAGCUUUUUAUGAUUGUGCAUUCUUGGGAUUUCAAGACACAUUAUGGGAUGUUGAAGGUCGCCAUUACUUUAAUUCUUGCUACAUUGAAGGUGCCAUUGAUUUCAUUUGGGGUGAUGGCCAAUCUUUCUUUGAGGAGUGUAGAAUAAAUGUGACAGCAGGGUUACUACCAUCACAAGUAUCAGCGGGAUAUAUAACAGCACAGGGAAGGCAAUCAGAAGAAGAUCCUGGUGGUUUCGUGUUUGAGAAUGGUUAUGUUUUUGGGACUGGCCAAGCCUAUCUCGCAUCAUACCGUCCUUACUCCCGAGUUAUUUUUCAUGGUACUACGUUGGAUUCAGUGGUGGUUUCUGCUGGAUGGGAUGCUUCGAAAUACCAAGGCCAUGAAGAGAAUUUGACGUAUGCGGAGAUUGGGUGUAAAGGAGCAGGAGCUUCCACUUCGAAGCGUGUAGAGUGGGAGAAAAACAACUUUGACGGCUCAUUACUACAAGAGUUUUCAAGAGACCGUUUCAUCAACAAAGAUGGGUGGCUUGGCAAUCAACCAAUGAGUUCAUGA
Camellia sinensis is the source of this 1017-nucleotide messenger RNA. RefSeq names its product Pectin lyase-like superfamily protein. Gene Ontology annotation, molecular function: pectinesterase activity. Gene Ontology annotation, biological process: cell wall modification; pectin catabolic process. The record is from RefSeq and is a predicted model, not a curated record. Lineage: Eukaryota; Viridiplantae; Streptophyta; Magnoliopsida; Ericales; Theaceae.